AUGUCGGAGUCAGACCUCAGCAGGAAGUGGGACUGGUGCUUGGCGGAUACAGUCGUCAAGCUGGGUACUGGUUUUGGAUUAGGACUUGUUUUCUCACUUACCUUCUUUCAAAGGAGAAUGUGGCCACUAGCCUUUGGCUCUGGCAUGGGGUUGGGAAUGGCCUACUCCAAUUGUCAGCAUAAUUUCCAGGCUCCGUACCUUCGGCAUGGGAAGUAUGUCAAAAAGCAGGAGCAGUGACCACACCUGAGAACAUCCCAGUGGGAAGAGAAGAGAAAUCAUGUUUAUUCCUCAGGAAUACUGAAGUGCCCUGGAGUAAGCUGACAUUCCUCUG
Messenger RNA from Molossus molossus (Pallas's mastiff bat), 331 nucleotides. Its product is annotated as MICOS complex subunit MIC10-like. The record is from RefSeq and is a predicted model, not a curated record. Lineage: Eukaryota; Metazoa; Chordata; Mammalia; Chiroptera; Molossidae. The transcript has a single exon. The coding region runs from base 1 to 237 and encodes 78 amino acids. Gene Ontology annotation, cellular component: mitochondrial inner membrane; mitochondrion; MICOS complex.